Suillus paluster is the source of this 1214-nucleotide messenger RNA. RefSeq lists its product as uncharacterized. NCBI's taxonomy places the organism in Eukaryota, Fungi, Basidiomycota, Agaricomycetes, Boletales, Suillaceae. The coding region runs from base 197 to 1147 and encodes 316 amino acids. The transcript has 7 exons. The record is from RefSeq and is a predicted model, not a curated record.
CUUUGUACUAUUCGCUCUUACGGCUUAGCGUUCAAACGUUCGAGUUGCAACGUUACUGUCGAGCGCUUGAGCGUUGAAUCCGAUAAGAAUUAGUAUUCCUUCAGUUUGUGAGAUGGAGCAGUGAAAACCUCCCAAUCAGGGCACCUCUCUCUUCGAAGCACUCUCUUCAAUCUCUUCACUUCUUACUUUACUUAUCAUGGCGCGCGCGCGAGAGAGCUCAGUUGCGCUACGUUUAGGUGGUAAGACCGCGCUGGCAACAUUCGUUGCAGUGAUCUUUGCUUUCGUUGGAGAGACCCAACUCACACAGUAUGUCCAGACAACACUGGGUUACCAGCACUCAUUCUUUCUAUUUUACAUCGUGCAUUCGUCAUUCAUCAUAUCCUUUCCAUUGCACCUCGGGUAUCUCCUCCUGACAACCCACCAUUCCCCUCGUGCACUGCUAUCUGGCUUGUCCUGCGCUAUCACUGCUCAGUUGACAUCACGAAAGUCUGAAGAUUCAAGAAUAGACCGGUCUUCGCAAUUCCCCCUUUCUCGAUUUCUAGUCAUGGUUCUCAUCAUGACUGCUAUCUACAGUAUACCUGCGCUAUUAUGGUUUAUUGCUGUCGCAUAUGCCCCUGUCACCGACGUCACCGCUAUUUGGAAUGCUAAUGCCUUCUUCGCUUAUGUCUUCAGUGUCAAGCUGCUGAACCUGCAAUGGGGUUUUGUUCGGAUGUGCGCCGUCUGCCUCGCCACUGUUGGGGUGCUCACCAUCGUGUAUGGCGGAAGCACGCCGCCAAUUCUUUACAAGAAAUAUGCAGCACUGCCAUCAGCCCCAGAGCUAGCUGUUGAAUCUGUACAUUAUACCCACAUCCCAGCAUCAGCGGAACAGGCUAUUGACGAGGAGAUAGUUAAUGAAGUCGUGCAUUCUCCUCCAUUUGGCCUUCAUCCCAAUUUCCUCACGGCAUCCAUUGGCCUAUGCACCAUGUUCAUCUUGUUGGGAGUCUGGGGCCCGAUUGUCACUUCCGUUGGGAGUCUACUUACAAUAGUCCUCACACUGAUCUCGGAUCUGAUGUUAGGCUCCGUCGGGUUAACUGCGUGGGGGCUGCUGGGAGCAGGCAUGAUUAUCGGGGCUUUCGCGGUGCUUGCUUAUGAUAUGUUUCAGGGUUGACAGUAGAGCCAUACAAUAGAGCAGGCGUGAUUGACACUUAUCAAUCUUAGAAUUGUCGCUUUGCAUA